CUUAACCCUACAAGGUUUAUCUGCUCCUAGAUGGUACCAUGUUUGGUGUUUUUUGUGAGUAGUUGUCAAGAAACCUCAUACAUGUUGUUCAGAUAUUCCAAAAUAUUUUUUCGGCAGUAUUUAUAUCUUUAUUUUGAAGCCUGAAGCAUCAUAUGAAAUUUAGAUGACAAAAAAGACCAAGCAACAAAUUCAAUGUUUUAGGUUUUCCAUCUUAAUUUUCAUUUCGCGAUUACUGUAGCGAUUAUUGUAGCGCGCAGAAAUUUUAUUAAAUUCAUCUGCUUCUUCACGCCAAUGGAGCCUUGAAAAUCUUCAUGAAUUAAUGUGAAGUUUACUGUAGAUCGCAGGAUUUGUGUUUUGAGCAGCCAUGGCUGCCAUCGUCUCUCCCCAGCUUCCAGCUGUGGGAGAGCCCAAUCCAAAUCGUAGUGAGCAUAUCCCCAACAACAAGAUUCAACAAACUUACGCCUCUCAAUUACUUACAAAUAAUUCUGCUUCAAUCUCCACAAAACUGGUCUUAAAACCUGUCCAAAUUGUUCAUGGGGAACCUACAAUUCAAUUCACAAUGGAGGAAAGACAAACUUUUGCUGUUGAAGAAGGACUGCAUCAAGCAGUUGUGCUGAAGUUAUCUCCAAGAGCGCCAGAUUUGCAGGUUCUAAGAAGCUUACUGCCAAAAAUACUAAGCAUAAAAGGCCAUUGCUUGAUUGGUCAUCUUGCCCCACGUCAACUACUGUUAAGAUUGGAUCAACCAGAGGAUUUUGUCAACGCACUAGCCCGAGCAGUAAAUUCUUUUUCGCACAGUGGCGAACAACAUCAGUAUAGGGUCUUCCCUUGGACAGUUGGAUACAAUCCUAAGGAAGAAACAUCAAAGGCUGCAGUUUGGAUUUCAUUACCAAACUUGUCUUCAGAAUUAUUUGCUCGACAAUCACUGUUGUCAAUAGCUAAUGUAGUGGGUAAACCAAUCGCUAUCGACAAAGCAACACAGCAUGUUGAUAAUGCAUCUGGAAAGAUUGUCGAGGUGUUUCAAGAAGUAAUAUAUGAUAACCUCCCGGGUUAUUGUAUCUAUUGUAAACGACAAGGCCACGUAGAGGAGAUGUGUCGACUGCUUUUAAAGAAUAAGAUCGACGACGCCGAAACUUCGGUCGAUGACAUGUCCAGUGUUGAUAAAUUAAAAGGAGAUGCCAGGGACUUCCUUAAUGCCAAAAGAUCUGGCCAGUCGGUGGACGAUGUUGCAAAAGAAGUUGGCAACUGUAAUGUGACUGAAACAGCUAAUGGAGAAUUAAAUAAGGCUAAUGCUGGCCAACAGAGAUCUGCUGAAGGAAUUUCUGAUGAUAAUCGAACAGGAUCAAAGGUUGUUAAUGGACAAGCUAACGUAAUGGAAACUAUAACAGGGGCAUUGCAAAAUGCUACUGAUCAUGAAAAGCAGACUGUCAAUGUAGAGGCUAAAUUUCCAAAUGCUCAAGCUGAAAGGGAGCAGGGAUUUGAGCAGGGGACUCUGGCUCAGGGAACUGCUGUUGCACCUGUUAAACCAGUGGACAAAGCAGCAGUAGAAUAUGCUGAAGGUGUUGGUCAAUUCAGGACUGCUUCUAAGUCCCCUUCAGUUACUGGAAAGGUUAAUACACAACAGAAACAGUCUAAUGUUCCGCAAGUAUCAGGCCCAAAGGAUGCUGUUGAUCGAGGUGAGGUAUCUGCACAAUUUGGCAAGGACAAGGUAGGUACCGGUGCUUUGCAAGUUGCAGCUAGUGCUAAACGUCCUGAUGCUCGAGCAACCAAUGCCAAGAACCAUGCAACUAAUGUGAUAGUAGGACGUGACAAAUCUGGAAUGGAAUCAGAUACUGUAUUUUUAGCUUUGGAUGCUACUGUUGCAUUGACUGCAACUGUUGAUCGACUUACUGCUGGGAUCCAAAAUCUGGUGCUGCAGUUGAUGAUUUAAUUGAAAAACCAACAGGUGAGGUGCAUCAAAAAGGUCAUAGGAAUGGGCAACAAGCUGCUGCACAUACACUUGCAACUGAGCAGCAAAACAUUGCAGAGCAAAUCGCUGACAAAACAGUUUCUGCCCAGAUUUCUGGGAAUAAAAACGUUGGGAUUAAGAGUUUAAUGAUGGAAAACAAAUAUGGGAAGUUGAUAGGGGUCGAUAAGGAAGAUGACAUGAACAAAAAGGAAGGGGAUUGGAGCUUGGUAACACAUAAAAUCACCCACAAAGAAACAGGUCUCACCAACGCAACAUAAUAGCACUGUUCGUCAAAAUGAUUUCACUGUUGGUUCCAGCUCAAGUAAUUUCAAGGUUCUUGCUGCUGCUAGGGACCCUGAAGUAGAUGCAAAAGGCAUACUUGAUAGAGGAAUGUCCAAACAUUUAGUUCCAAUGCCCAGUAAUGAACGAGGAGGGCAAGGCAGUCACGAUUUAGUUGAAAAUUUGGGCUUUCGACGAAAUGACUCCAACAAUAACUUGAGGAAUGAAAUUAUGGACAUCCAAGCUCACAGUUCAAAUGCACCUACAUUGCAUUUUUCCAAUCCUUAGGUAGAACAAAUCAUCAAAAAUGCUCAAAAUGAAAUGAUGAAAAAUCUACAAUGGUUAAACAGCCUUUGGUCACAUUAAAUACCUCUGUAUUUGAUGUUCUAUCACAAUCAGUUGAAACCUACGGCGACUUUGAAGGUGAAGCUGGGCAGCUUUUUCUGUCAACCGGAAACAAUGAUGAAUUUAUCCAAGCAAAAGUGAUCAAAUCUAAACUUUGGUUCCAACAACGUGAAGAGGAUGACGAAUACGAGGAUUGGGGUGAUGGUCAUGCAGGGUUUUCAUCUGAAGAAGCUGAUUAGAAGGUCGAUCAAGAGAGUGCAGGUGAAGAUCUUGACUGUCUAGCAAUGACAAAAUAUGAUGAGGGACCAGCAGCAAGUCAUAGGAGCAAAUUGAACAUCAACGCUCCAAUUUUUUUGCCCAGAAAUUCUCCAAAUGGAAGCUUGAAGCGAACUGCAACAACACAUACAAAGCAGUUAGUCCCAGCUGAAACUGAUCAAACAGCUGCUACAAUAAAAUCUGGGCAGCAGCAUAUUGUAACAGAUAAUCCAAUCUUCGAUGCAAUGGAGCAGCAGCUUAAUCAAAAUGAUCCAGUUAUUAAACCUACUGCUGAUCGCA
Nicotiana tabacum (common tobacco) is the source of this 3124-nucleotide messenger RNA. The record is from RefSeq and is a predicted model, not a curated record. Lineage: Eukaryota; Viridiplantae; Streptophyta; Magnoliopsida; Solanales; Solanaceae.